AUGGCGUCUGAAGAACCCGCUGCCGGUUCUCUUGCGGACCGCAUCACCAAGCCCGAGGAAUCUGCUCCUGCCGAAGCUCCCGAACAGACCGAAGAUAUUCCUCAGACCGAUGGCGCCGCCGCCCAACAGGGUGGCUCCGACCUUCAUGAGCCUGACUACACCGUUGAAGUCAAGCUCAGCGAUCUCCAGGCCGACCCGAACAACCCCCUUUUCUCCGUGAAGAACUUUGAAGAUCUCGGCCUGGACCCCCGCAUCCUCCAGGGAUUGUCGGCAAUGAACUUCCGGAAACCCUCCAAGAUCCAAGAGAGGGCCCUCCCGCUGCUACUUGGCAACCCCGCGAAGAAUCUGGUCGGUCAGUCCCAGUCCGGUACUGGAAAGACUGCGGCCUUCGUCCUGAACAUCCUCAGUCGCUUGGACCUCUCGUCGGAGCAGUUGCAAAAGACCCCCCAGGCGUUGAUUUUGGCCCCCACACGAGAGCUGGCUCGUCAGAUUGUUGGUGUCAUCCAAGUGAUGGGCCAGUUCCUUGAUGGGCUCGUUAUUGGUACCGCCGUGCCGGCAGAUACUGGCGCUCGUCCCGCCAAGAUGGAGUGCUCCGUCGUUGUGGGUACCCCUGGUACUGUGAUGGACAUGAUUAAGAGGCGCAUCAUGGUUGCGAACAAGCUCCGCGUGCUUGUUCUGGAUGAGGCCGACAACAUGCUCGACCAGCAGGGUCUGGGUGACCAAUGUAUCCGUGUGAAGGCUCUCUUGCCUAGAGAUAUUCAGGUCGUGCUCUUUUCGGCUACCUUCCCUGCUCACGUGCACGAAUAUGCGUCCAAGUUCGCCCCCCAGGCCAACGAGAUCACCCUCCAGCAUGAGGAGUUGACGGUCGAGGGUAUUAAGCAGCUGUACCUGGACUGCUCGAAUGACGAGGACAAGUACCAGACCCUUGUCAACCUCUACGGUCUGCUCACCGUCGGCUCGUCCAUCAUUUUCGUCAAGACCCGUGCCUCCGCCCAGGAGAUCGAAAAGCGCAUGGUUGCCGAGGGUCACACCGUGGCCUCCCUGACCGGUGGCAUUGAAGGAUCGCAGCGUGACGCAGUCAUUGACCAAUUCCGUGCCGGACACGCGAAGGUCUUGAUUACGACCAAUGUGCUUGCCCGUGGUAUCGAUGUCUCCACUGUGUCCAUGGUUAUCAACUACGAUAUCCCUGAGCUGCACCAACCCGGCGCCCGUCAACGACAGGCCGACUUCCAGACCUACCUGCACCGUAUCGGCCGUACGGGACGUUUCGGCCGCGUGGGUGUAUCCAUCUCUUUUGUGUCCAACCGGGAAGAGUGGGAGAUGCUCAACCAGAUUCAGCGAUACUUCAACACUAACAUCCAGCGGAUUGACACCAAGGACUGGGACGAGGUGGAAGACAUUAUCAAGAAGACGAUCAAGAGCUCCCGUGCCCAACUCGGCUUCCGGUAG
Messenger RNA from Aspergillus tubingensis, 1449 nucleotides. RefSeq names its product ATP-dependent RNA helicase DBP5 (gene dbp5). Gene Ontology annotation, cellular component: cytoplasmic stress granule; nucleus. Gene Ontology annotation, biological process: poly(A)+ mRNA export from nucleus. The record is from RefSeq and is a predicted model, not a curated record. Lineage: Eukaryota; Fungi; Ascomycota; Eurotiomycetes; Eurotiales; Aspergillaceae. Bases 1 to 1449 code for a protein of 482 amino acids. The transcript is spliced from 6 exons. Gene Ontology annotation, molecular function: RNA helicase activity; ATP binding; RNA binding.